AUGAGCGCAAUAACAUCAGACAGAAAUCUUACUAAACUUGUUCCUCAUCCAAUUUUGGAUGAUUCAUCAAAGAUGAUGCGACUUAUUGCUAAUCCAGUUUAUGAUAGAUUAACACUAUCACGCGCAGCUAAUGUUCGCAGAUAUACACCUACCAAUCAUAAUCAACAAGCGUCACAAAUGCAGAGAGCAAAGGAGAUAGCUGAGCUUUCAUCAUUUAAAUCUCAUGAUGUCGAUGACAUCACAACAAUGCGUCUAUUACAUCCAACAGAACCAGGUGGCAAUCGAUCACGAUCAAAAUCAAUACCUUCAAUUGAAUUUCUAUUAUCGAAGGAUCUUCCACCAGCACCAGUACCUAAUCAAAAACCAUCAAGAAGUACUACACCAGCUUCUCGUUCGCGUGUUUCUACUGCUCGUUCUCGUGCGUCUACUACUCGUUCUACUAUUGUUCGUCCUCGAGCUAAAUCUGCUCGUUUAUCUUUACAAUCUGUUCAAGCUGAAUUAGUUGCAAAUACUGCAAAAAUUCGUAAACCAAUACCACCUGGUACAACUCGUUUUGUGAAUAGUCGUCAUGGUUUUGAAGUUCAAUAUUAUGCAUCACGUAAUUGGUUAUCUACUGAUGUCUAUACAAAAGAAACUUGUCCAGAACAUGAAAAAACUUUUCGAGAUAUGCUUGAACAAAAACGUUUAUUUGAACAAUAUUCACGUAAUAUAUAUUCAUCAGAAUAUUAUGCGAAUCGAUUAAGUGAAUUAUUACAAUCAUAUAAACAAGGUCUUCUAUCACAUGCUGAAUGGGCUGAACAAAGUUAUCAAAUACAUAUGUUGAAAAUUUUAUAUGCUCAAGCAUUAAAACGUGAACAACGUGAAAAAAUUAAUCGUAAUACUGAUAACGAUAGUGAAUCUCAAGUUCCAGUACAAAAUCCAUCGAAUGAAUCGAAAGAAAUCAAAACUGAAGAAAGCACUGAACAACAUUUAAAUCGAUUGAAUACACCUUUUAGUCAUAAUUUAACUGAUGAAGGAUCUUUUUUAUCGACUAAUUCACUUGCAAUUCCAGUAUCAUAUGCAACAGAUGAAGCUAAUACACCUUUACCACAUAGAGUUCGUGUAUUGUCAAUGUCAACAAAUGAUGAUGUUGAAUUACAACGACUAACAAUGAGUCAUCGUGAUAUUUCACCAAAACCUAAAAGACCUGUACAAUCAGCAGCGAUGAAAUCAAAAGCAUUAUCUCUAUUAGAUGGACAACGAUGGUCAUUACAUGCAAUGGUUAAACGAGUUGUUGGACUUUCUGAUCAAUUACCAUCAUCAGCGAUGCUUACUGAUGGAAAACAAACACCGAUGAUAAAUAUAAAUACUGAUUCUGAUAUUAAAUAA
Molecule: messenger RNA, 1368 nt
Organism: Adineta steineri
Lineage: Eukaryota; Metazoa; Rotifera; Eurotatoria; Adinetida; Adinetidae
Source: the annotation of a GenBank genome assembly